Dermatophagoides pteronyssinus (European house dust mite) is the source of this 1246-nucleotide messenger RNA. RefSeq lists its product as uncharacterized. Gene Ontology annotation, biological process: regulation of transcription by RNA polymerase II. Gene Ontology annotation, molecular function: RNA polymerase II transcription regulatory region sequence-specific DNA binding; DNA-binding transcription factor activity, RNA polymerase II-specific. The record is from RefSeq and is a predicted model, not a curated record. Lineage: Eukaryota; Metazoa; Arthropoda; Arachnida; Sarcoptiformes; Pyroglyphidae.
GUAGGCAAAAACAAUUUGGCUUUGGUGAAAAUUGACCAUUUUUUUUCGUUUUGUUUAAAUGUUUUUGUAAGCAUCAUCAUCAACAACAACAACGUAAACGAUGAAAUCAAAAUCUUCAAGUAAAAAUAAAUCAAAAAUUUUAAAUAAUAAAUUUCAAAAUGAUUCUCAACAACAACAACAACAAAAUUAUCAUUCAAAUUUGUUGAGUUUGAAAAAUAUGUCCACCAACAAUGAUGAUAAUAAUCAUUCGAAUCAACGACUAUUUCCACCGAUGACAACACCGACACAAAUAACACAAAAACUACAUCGUAAUCGUACAGCAUUCAGUGAAUAUCAAUUACAUUCAUUGGAAAAAGAAUUUGAACGUACACAUUAUCCGGAUAUAUUUGCAAGAGAAAAAUUAGCAACCAAAAUUAAUUUACCUGAAUCUCGAAUACAAGUUUGGUUUUCAAAUCGUCGUGCUAAAUGGCGUCGUGAAGAAAAAUUUCGUAAUAUUAAUUCAAAAUCAACAAAUUCGAUAAAUGAAUUCAUGGUGAAUGAUGAAAAACAACAACAACAACAACAACAAAAAUGUAUAAUGAAUUCAUCAACAACCGAUUUUUCCUAUUCAAAUAAUGAUUCAAAAUCAUCAUCUACAUCUACAUCUCCACCAACGAUACAUCAACAUUCGAAUUCAUCAUUAUCAAAAAAUCAAACAUUCGAUUUAGCGAAAAAACCUGAAACCACGACAACAAUCAGUCAACCAUCAUAUUUACCAUCAUCGUCAACAGCAUCAGGAAGUGAAUCAUCAUAUUCGAAUAAUUUUUUGGGAACAAUAUUCCAUAAGUUUGGUGCUAUUCAUGAACAAUUUUCACCAUCAGCAACAUCAACAAUUUCAUCAUUUGUCGCACAGCCACCACCAUCUAUCAGUUCGACAUCUUUGAGUCCACCGCCACCAGCAGUUUCAUCAAAUUCCUCUUCAUCAUCAUUAUAUUCGAAUGUUUAUAAUAAUAAUGUUUCGAAUGUUCCAACAAUCUAUAAUAGUAGCUGGAAUUAUUCAUAUGGAAAUGAUUUAAAUCAAAAUUCUUUACAUGGAAAUACUCUAUCGACAAUUCAAACCCCUUAUUCUGCUGCGGCUGCUGUCCAGAAUACAGAUUGUAAUUAUUUCACUCAUCAUCAUCAUCAUCCGAAUCAUCAUUAUUCGAAUUCUCAACCGCCAACAUCAUCAACAUCGACUAUGAUAACACAACCACCACCACCACCACCA